GGAGGGAUUGAUCAAAAAGGAUAAAGGGCUCAAAGACAUGGACUACAGAGUGGUGAUGGCUGGGGGUAGGAGGUCGUAAGAGGUCUAAAUGGUAAUAGAAAAAAAUACAAAAUAAAAAAAAAGCAAUUACUCAGGCUGCGCCCCACUUGCCUUGCCAGGAGGCCGGGAACCAAGCACACGGUACAUGGCUAAGACCUGAACAGCGUCUGUGUCUUACCCAGGAUUUUAGUUCCCUCAUGGUGAAUUCUUGAUGGAUCUGAAUCUUGGUUGCUGGUAGCUCCUCAGCUGGAGAAAUGGCUGCUAUCAGAUUUGGGUUUGGAAGACUGAAUUUUCAUCUGUUAAAGAGGAGGAGUUACUUGCUGUUGAAACUCAUAGCUGUUGUCUUUGCUGUUCUUCUAUUUUGUGAAUUUUUAAUCUAUUACUUAGUUAUCUUUCGGUGUAAUUGGCCUGAGGUGAAAACUCCAGCCUAUGAGAGUGAACAAGAGACUCGUGAAUCUGGCCUGAAAGCCAUGUUUUUGGCUGAUACCCACUUGCUUGGGGAAGUAAGAGGCCACUGGCUAGACAAAUUACGAAGGGAAUGGCAAAUGGAGAGAGCCUUCCAGACGGCUCUGUGGCUGUUGCAGCCGGAAGUUGUCUUCAUUUUGGGGGACAUCUUUGAUGAAGGGAAGUGGAGCUCCCCUCAGGCCUGGGCAGAUGAUGUGGCGAGGUUUCAGAAGAUGUUCAGACACCCGCCUCAUGUGCAGCUGAAGGUAGUUGCUGGCAACCAUGACAUUGGCUUCCACUACCAGAUGGACACAUACAGAAUAAAACGAUUCAAGAAUGUUUUCCACCCUGAAAGGCUGUUUUCAUGGAAAGGAAUUCAUUUUGUGAUGGUCAACAGCGUCGCAUUGGAAGGGGAUGGCUGCAACAUUUGCUCUGAAGCAGAAGCUGAACUCAUGGAAAUUUCUCACACACUGAAUUGCUCCCGAGAGGUCAAGGGAGUGACGUCUGAUCAGCAGGAACAGCCCUCCAGCCACUGUAAGAAUGGGCAGCUGCUGUCGGCAUCAGCCCCAGUCCUUCUGCAGCAUUUUCCGCUUUACCGGAGAAGUGAUGCUAACUGUUCUGGGGAGGAUGCCGCACCUCCAGAAGAAAGGAGCAUUCUCUUUAAGGAGAGAUAUGACGUGCUUUCUCAGGAGGCCUCACAAAAGCUGCUGUGGUGGCUCCAGCCUCGCCUGGUCCUGAGCGGCCACACCCACAGUGCCUGCGAGGUGCUCCAUGGGGCAGGAAUUCCCGAGCUCAGUGUGCCGUCUUUCAGUUGGAGGAACAGAAACAACCCCAGUUUCAUCAUGGGCAGCCUGACGCCCACAGAGUUUGCCCUGGCCAAGUGCUACCUUCCCUUUGAGAACACAGUUCUGAUCACAUACUGUGGAGCAGUUGGGUUCCUUGUGGUCAUCAUAUUAGUUGACCUUGGACUUCUAGCCUCACCUUUUCUUUUUGGUUGUAAGCUGCUCAGGAAAUUUAAGACAGUGUGAAGAACAAGAGACUUUUUGCAUUUAGUAAUAUCAAAGCCAAAGAAACUGAACAUCAGGCAGUGCUCAUGUGAGAUGAGACCAAAGUGAACUGUCUUUAUGCAUAUCAUAGAAAUUCUAAAUCAUUGGUGCAAAUUGCUGCAGAAUAAAUAGUUGAUUGUACUGUUCUCAUGCUAUAAAAAUGGAACAUGUAGUCUACGACAAUAGUGUUUUCUCAUUUUAUCAAAUAUAUGUAUAAUCGAAGAUUGUAUCUGUACAAUAUGUAAACGCUAUUAAUGUCAUCACUUGCAUGCACUAGACAGCCCUUCCUUCCCCACGGUGGAGCCAGUAGCCCUGGAGCACACUUGGGAUUAGGGGUACACAAACCAAACACGCGUUUGCUUCUGUCCUCCUAAAAAGCUGUUCUUGAAUUCCUAUAUAUCAUAAAGCUGUACAAUGAAAAUAAAUGUACAGAUGCUACAAGCAGGAAUAUAUUGCUUACACAGACUUUUGUACUUCUGUGUACUUCUUUUUAGAAAAGAGUACUUUUCUCUCCAGCAGACCAAGUUGUUAAAUCUGAAUUUAAUGCCUGUCAGUGAUAAAAAUAAAUAUGAAAAAUGGACUAGGAAAUGGCUUUGGUAUUUAAAAAUAAAUAUCUUGAUAAUUUUAAGUCAGAUAAAAUGUAGUUUUUCCAAGAGUCUAGUUCUUUUUUUCAAUCAAACUUUUAAAUAGGAAGUUUAGUGACUGGGGAGUUACUGAGUAGUAAUGCAUGUAACAAUAAACUAUUUCAUUUUUUAUGUAUUUGUUCAGUUUUUCUGAAGGGAGGUAUAUCUGUUCAGUUUUUCUUCAUAUUUUACUUUGAAAGUGCAAUGAAGACUGAAAAUAAGUUCUGCUUUAUAUGUCUAAGUUCAACUGAGAGUUUUAUCAAACAAUUUAGGAUAAGAGGGGCAGGAAUUCAGUGAUAAUGAAAUAAAAUAUGUGCAUUUUUAAUGAAUGAAAAUAUGUGCAUUUUUAAUGUAAUGAAAAAAAUAAAAUUUGUUGCAUUGAUUGUCUAUAAA
This is a messenger RNA of Pteronotus mesoamericanus, 2545 nucleotides long. RefSeq names its product metallophosphoesterase 1 (gene MPPE1). The coding region runs from base 294 to 1511 and encodes 405 amino acids. Gene Ontology annotation, biological process: GPI anchor biosynthetic process; endoplasmic reticulum to Golgi vesicle-mediated transport. The transcript has 10 exons. Gene Ontology annotation, cellular component: endoplasmic reticulum-Golgi intermediate compartment. Gene Ontology annotation, molecular function: phosphoric diester hydrolase activity. The record is from RefSeq and is a predicted model, not a curated record. Lineage: Eukaryota; Metazoa; Chordata; Mammalia; Chiroptera; Mormoopidae.